AGUCGCUUCCUGGACGUCAAAGAGGGAACACGACGUCGUCUGCGCUCUCGUGUUUACUCGAGAUCUUGUAGUAGUGUUUUGGGCCGCACCGAGAGAGGGAGAGCAAGAAGGCCGCCGGAAUGUCGAUGCAGGGGAGCGUCUUCGACAGCGAGUCCUCGGAUGACCUGAGCUACUCGCAGUGGGUGAAGGGCGUGCGGCGGCGCUCCCGCAGGCUGUGCACCCAGAGGUGCGGCGAGGGCAGGUGGGAGAGGAGACAGGAGGAGGAGGAGACAGGGAGGGGCGAGGAGGAGGAGGAGCAGGAGGACAGCGAGCACCGGGGAGCCCUGGAGAGCCUGGGCGAGGAGAGGCCCCCGUCGAACGAGGAGGAGGAGGCGGAGGCGGAGGCGCGAGGAGGAGGCGGCGAGAGCGGCGAGGCCCUCCCCCGCGGCAGGAGGGAGCUGCCGCCGCAGGAAGACCCGAUCGAGCUGGUCUGCGUCGUCGAGCACAGGGACCUUCCGGAGCGCGACGAUACGCCGGGCAAGGAUAAUGUGCAGAGUAAUUGUGUGAUCCACCUUCGCACGCAUUUUAAAAACAGUGAACCCACCGGUUUCGGCUGCGAGAAAGUCCGCGCCCUCAAGACUCUGCCCACCAUGCUCGCCCUCAGCUGGUCGGAGGUGGUCGAGGGCGAGAUGGGCAUUUGGGCGACGAAGGACCUCGGCUGCAGCUGCUUCUUCGGGCCGUACGCGGGCAAGAAGCCGCCCUACUUCACGAAGACGCGCAGGUGCUCCUGUUGCAAGUCGGUGGAGAGGACCCGCCAUCAGGCCAGCCUUCCCGUGCACCCGUCCUUCCCGAGGUACAACUGGAUGCGUUUUGUCCGCGGCGUGACGAGUGAUCGCGUCGCCAACCUCAAGCCUCAGGUUCACCAAGGCCAGGUUUUCUACGCAGCCACGCGACUCAUUCAGAAGGGGACGGAACUUUUAGUCAAUCUCAACCCAGACUAUAAACCAUCCUACGAGGUCACGAAGAGGAGGUCAGUUCAUUAAGUGACCGUUGAUGUUCGGGAGGCCUCAAAUCUCCUCAUAGACUUAAGUGAUGCCUUGGAUCUCAAAAUUGUUCAUUUUAAUCUCCAACUUUAAUUUGGAACGCAAAAGGACGUGGAAUCAGUUAGGCUCUCUGCAUAAUAAAAGGCUUUUUUUUUUAUCAAUAUAAUUUGUAUUCAUACUCAACAGUUUACGGAUUUGUAUAUGUUCUGUUUUGUUUGUUUAUUGAUUAACAUACGUUUUGUCAUCGUGUGCUGACAGCUCUGUUUUGUGAAAACAGAAAGAUUUAUGAGCUUUGAUGUUCAGCUUCUAUUGUUUUUUCGAGAAGAACAUUAUUUAUUUUAUUAUUUACGUGCAAUACAUGUCAGAUGUCAAAGCAAUUUUGCAAUGUAAAGGAAACGAAUUUAAAUAUAUGUAUAUUUUUUUCAAAUGAACAAAAACU
This is a messenger RNA of Penaeus chinensis, 1461 nucleotides long. RefSeq lists its product as uncharacterized. The transcript is spliced from 7 exons. The coding region runs from base 120 to 1022 and encodes 300 amino acids. The record is from RefSeq and is a predicted model, not a curated record. NCBI's taxonomy places the organism in Eukaryota, Metazoa, Arthropoda, Malacostraca, Decapoda, Penaeidae. Gene Ontology annotation, cellular component: nucleus.